AUGUGCACAUUGCUUCCGGUGUAAACAUUCAAGUGUGGCAAAAGAUGACAAAUGCAAAUAACUAAAAUUUUCUUAUUUAAUGGCGUCUUCAAGAUCAACUGGAACGACAUUCGGCGUCACCGGUAAAAAGACUGGUCAACUCAAACCAGGGAAAAGUUCAUCGGAAACUUUACUGGCAACGAAACCUCAGAAACUCUCCCGUCCAUCUGAUAAACUGAAUCCCAAAACAGUUGACCCAUUUGCAGCCACCAACAAAAGUCAGUCAGCUUUUGCUUCAGUUUAUAUGAAUGGAGGAGUUCCAUGCAGAUUGAUCCAUGGAUCUGUGAAGCAUAAACUACAGUGGUCAACGCCUCCAGAUGAAAUUCCAUUUGACCCAGUUCUAGUCACACUUGCCGAUGGCUUGAAGGAGACAGUACACCCCUACACCUUUGUGUCUCGUAAUGGGUUUCAAGAAAUGUUAGAAGUGGAUGGAGCCUACCAGAAAGUCUUACCUAUCUUGCCAAAAAUCACAUUUUCUAUAAGAGCAGCACUGAGCCAUAAAGAUAACUCGGUGUUUGAGGGAGGUCUGGAAGCGCUAGUGCAGUUAAGUGAUGUUGUGGGACCAGAGCUUAAUCAGCAUCUCAAGACAAUAUUGGUGCCAGUAUCAAAGAGAAUGAUGGACAAGAAGUACAAAGAUCGCAUCACUGAAGUCGUGCAGCGCCUUGAGCAAAAUGGUGGAAAGGAUUCCCUUGUGAUUCUGAAAUCCAAAAUUCCAACAUAUUCUUCAAUAUUUACCUGAAGUCUACAUAUAUUUCUGAAAGAUCUCCAUUCUAUGCCUUCGACACCACCUAGAGAUUUUGAAGUAUUACAGCACUAGUUAUAUGUGUGAACUGACCGUCCAAUUAUUUCUGUGUGGUGAAUAUGGUGCUAUUUCUUGGAACAAUCUUCUAUUUUGUUGAUUAUAUACAAAAUAAUCAAGAAGCAUCUCUUGACUCUUUUAAGCCUGAUUGUAAUAUUUCAGUAUCAUUUGAACUUUUUAAGGAAAAAUACUAUUGAUAAUUUUUAUUAAAACAUGCAUGAAUUAUACAUGCAUUAAUGUUUUGAAAUUUUGUUCUCUUCUUACUACAUGUAUUAAGAUCUGUUUUAAUUUAUCUGAAGUUUUAAUGACAAUAAUUGUAAGGUAUUGAAUUCAUUUAGAUUUUCAUAUACAGGUAGUACUAUAUUUUAAGAGUGGACAUGUACAAUAAGUUUAUUUUUAUAAUGCCCUUUCACUAACUGUUGGUAUACUACUUAUUUUGUUUGACUAAUAUAUAUUGCUUGUCCUCAGCUUGUCAGACACCAACAAUAGUAUUUAAGAAGAUUAUGCUAUUAAUAAAAAAAAAGGGAGGGAUUAAAACAGUGCUGAAUUUUUUCCUUUUUAUGGAAAGUUUGCAAUAUUGUCUUCAGAAGUGUGAAUUUCAAUUAAGAAUUUGUCUGUCAUACUCAGAUAUUGUGAUAUAUUCUAAUCAGAUUACAGGGAGGGUGAAAGAUUUCAUUUUCAAUAGAUUGCACAAAAUAUGUCCUUUCUGAACUGUUAAGUAUCUGCUUGGACCUCAACAAAUAUUUCACUGGAACAGAUAUGAAUUUUAUAUUAUAUGUUUGAUAGUUUUCACAGGGUUUGUUAAUAUGCUGUAUCACAUAGAUGUUGAUUAAUAUUGAGAUUUUUUUAUGUAUAUAUGAUUAAUUCUUUAUAUUCCUAUCAGUUUAUGUAAUUAUACUACAAGUAUGUAGAUUUGUUUGACUUGGACCAAAAGACAUAAAAACCUGUAUCUUUUAA
Molecule: messenger RNA, 1795 nt
Organism: Magallana angulata
Lineage: Eukaryota; Metazoa; Mollusca; Bivalvia; Ostreida; Ostreidae
Product: PACRG-like protein
Exons: 7
Coding region: 80-778 (232 amino acids)
Source: RefSeq, a predicted model, not a curated record